Messenger RNA from Funneliformis geosporum, 274 nucleotides. The record is from the annotation of a GenBank genome assembly. Lineage: Eukaryota; Fungi; Glomeromycota; Glomeromycetes; Glomerales; Glomeraceae.
GGUAAUUGAUGAGAAUGACCCUGAUUUAAAGGAUAAUCAAGUUUCUAAUAAAUCUUUAACGGAGGAAGAACAAAAAAAAUUGAAUGAUUUUCUAAAAAAGCACGAAUUAUUGGGAGAAGACAUUAAAACUUCCGUUAAUAAAAAGAUUUCAGUGGGUAAUUAUCAACCUACUUAUCGAUGCUUAAUUUGUAAAUCUAGUUUAGUUUAUAAUCCUCAAACUCAAAAAUAUUGGUGUGCUAUUUGUAAAAAAGAAACUACUUAUGAAAAGAAAUAG